AUGGCCGAGCAGGCGGUAGAAGCCAACGGUGUGCCUGGCAUUACUGCCCCAGGUAAUGUCCACGUCAUCCAGGCCAGGAACCCUGUGGCUUUUGGAAGCCAGGGGCAGCCUGUGGGCGUGACCACUUACUUAACAUCAAGAGUGACUGAGUGUGAUGCAGGAAGAGUGAACUUACAGAAGCCUCUCAUGGUGACCCAGAAUCCAGUGAAAGUGGAAGCCACACAGGGCCCACCCACUGUGCUCCAGCAUCCAGCAGCAAUGGCCAGUUUGCAGAGCCCACCGGGGGUGAUCCAGUACUCACUGGGAACCACGGACCUCCAGACCCUGCCUGGGGACCCUCAGUAUCCCCCAAAUCUUAUCCCUGGGCCGAUGCACACCUCAAACCAAUUCCAAUGGAACAUGCCAUUUGCAUCACUUUCUACAUUUAAUCCCAAGAAAUUCGUAAAUGAGGAGGUCAGAACACUGGGGGCCAUCCAGAUCCUCAUCGGUCUGAUGCACAUCUUCUCUGCAAUCAAUCCUUUGCUGUAUAGAUCAGAAUCUGUGACCGGGUUGUCAGGGUACCUGGUCUGGGGAGGAAUAUCCUUUAUCAUAUCUGGAUCCCUCUCAGGGCAGGCUGAAAAGGACCCCAACCCCUGUAUGGUGAAUGGCAGUGUUGGCAUGAACGUGGUCAGCUCAAUCUUCGCCCUGAUGGGGGUCUUGAUUCUCAUCGCCGAUCUGUUCGUUGCCCAUCAGGUUGAAAUGAAGACAAUUUCCGGUGGUGUCCUCCCCUUUGCUCUGCUGGAGUUCUGCCUCACCUGCGUGGUCUCACAUUUUGGGUGCCAGGCUGUCUGCUGCAAUCAGUUUGUGAACACGACGGCAAUUCCAACCAUAGUCAUUGCCAAUCCAGCCAGUGCCACCAUGGGCCCCAUCAACGCUACCACCAGCCCAGCCAGCACUACCACAAGCCCUGCCAACCCCACCUACGCCAGCAAUGCUCCACCAAUGGUGCCCCCUACACCCUCCAAUGAAGAUGUAGCUGAUUUUGCCCAGAAAUAG
Messenger RNA from Hippopotamus amphibius kiboko, 1035 nucleotides. RefSeq names its product membrane spanning 4-domains A18 (gene MS4A18). The transcript has 6 exons. Bases 1 to 1035 code for a protein of 344 amino acids. Gene Ontology annotation, biological process: cell surface receptor signaling pathway. Gene Ontology annotation, cellular component: plasma membrane. Lineage: Eukaryota; Metazoa; Chordata; Mammalia; Artiodactyla; Hippopotamidae. The record is from RefSeq and is a predicted model, not a curated record.